AUGGGAAGCACUCACAGUCAUGAGCUGGCAACUGCACCGCUUGGCCACAACCAAAAUAGGCGUAAACAGUGCAAGUCAGUAGCGCUGCCUUCUCUGGAGAGGUCUCAAGGGGAUCAAGGCUUGCCAGAAUGCCCUGUUUCAACGGCCCGCCCAGGGAAGCUAAAGCUGAACGGUCUGGCCGCUGGCGACUCCACCACGUGUUGCACGACAACGUGUGGCAGCAGUCUUAGUGGAUUCGGCGCCAGCCCACAAACGCGUUCAACAGGCCUUAGUGGGGGGUCAAGUGCUGUCACCAUCACACUGUCAUGCGAGAGUUGUCUGGAGCGCAGCGAAAGCGCUCAGGCGGUGAGCAGCAUUGCAAGCCAGAGUCCUAGAGCCUCUACGCAAAAGGAUUACUUGGAUGUUCUGGAAGAAAGUGCCAAAAAAUCGACAGCUAGAGGGGGCCGAUGGAGCCGCAGAACUCCGCGGGUGCAGGGGCUCCUGAAGACUCUGAGAAGAGGAGCAGUGCGCUGUCGCUCUCAGCCAGCACCAUCCAGGAGCCAGGAAGGUUCCAGAGAGUACAUUAAUAACGAAUUAGGUGCAGAGACAGUACCAGCAACGUCGGCAGCUGCUUUGCAUGCUUUCAUCCUUAAGGAAGAAGAUGAGCAUCGGCGUAGGCGACACAGCAACAUGCUAGACCUCUUUUCGGCAGCAUCUGUAGCCAACAUUGAGCAUGAAGCCUCACGCAAGGUAAAAGCUUUUGAAGAGGAAUCCAGCGGCGCAACACUAGAUGGCACGCAAAAUGCAGGUGCAGAUCGCUCUGCGAGCUGUCACGGCGAAGGUAGGUCAGCAAGCUCGCCCAGCGGGAACGCAGUUCAAGCUGGGGAAACACAGCAAAGUCAACUCCCUAGAAGAGUUGCUUUGCGCAGAGUAGCUGGGCGCCGGGCUCUGGAACUCCCGCAGUGCAACAGUGGGGCUCCCAGCAGUUGGAUAUGUGACGCCCCACCGGACGGGCGAUGGGAAAUAGAAAGAGGAGUAUGGAAUCGACAGGGUGUCCACCUUAACCACCUCCGUGUUGCAGAUGACCGCUUCAAGGCUCUAGCAGCAACGAGACUGUUGUCGCCACCCAGUCUUAAAGGGCAAUCCCAAGGGAUUUACAAAACUUCCGGCAUGAGUGUAUCGCAGCCCAUUACCCAGCAUCGAGGAGUUCCUAUUGCUCCCCUGGCUGGCCGGUUGAGGGAAAAUCAGCAGUUGCUGUUGCAGUCGGGGUACCAAGUUGUGCCGGUGACAAAUAGAGGCGUGGCAGCAGCCACAACGAUCGAGCUAGUCAAAAGCAGACAUGCAAAUGAGGAAAGGCGCAGGCAGCGGCAUCGUCAUAUUGCUUCCCCUGAGCUGAGUCCAAAAAUUCCUAGCCCUGUGGGCCCUCAGAACUCAUCAAUAGAAGAGCAGAGAAGAAGAGACCACAACAGGGUGGACGCGCAGACCUCUGCAAGGGAACUGCAGGGGACACAUGGAAGAACUUUAGUCGAGACACAGGAGCAGCCAGUGCGCUGCAACAGGCAGACCCUACUAGCAAGUGGAAACGAGCAACCGCUUGACACUGGUGAACCUCAUGGGCUCAAAACAAUCGGAGGAGGCGGGGACGCCCAAGCUUCGAGAUGCGCGCUUUCUGUUCCAACUCCCCCGUUUGUCUCUCAUGCUCAACAGGAAAAGCAGGAUGGCACAAAUUUUUUGCAGCCAUCAUACUGCGCAGCAUCCGUGAAAGGCCCCCAAAAGUGCCAUGAUUCUGGAUGCCCCCCAGCAAAUCCUCAGGUGACCCCAUCAGCCUCACGAGCACAGCAACGGAAUGCGUUUGUCGCAAACCCUCGUACUCACACCCAAGAAAGCGCAAGCUGGAGCACUGAAGGUCAUCACUCAGAACAGCAACACUGCACUGGAUAG
Molecule: messenger RNA, 1920 nt
Organism: Eimeria necatrix
Lineage: Eukaryota; Apicomplexa; Conoidasida; Eucoccidiorida; Eimeriidae
Exons: 5
Coding region: 1-1920 (639 amino acids)
Source: RefSeq, a predicted model, not a curated record